AUGACCGCCACCACCCGCGGCGUGCAGGGGGUGUUUUACGGCACCAAGGGCGACGCCUCCGCCAACGCGCAGGCGGACGCGGCGUUCAGCGCCGUGCAGGACCCGACGACGCCGCUGACGCUCAGGGCGCGCGUGUCGGGGCAGGCGCAGGGGAAGGCGCUGGCGGGCACGUACCUGCCGGGCGCGACGAUGCGCGCGUGCUCGGCUGCACGCCGCGGCGUGCAGCAGCUGUCGCGACUCCGCCGCACCACCAACCCCUGCGGGCGCGGCGCGCCGGCGCUCGUGCAAUGCACGCACGGCGGGCCCGCCGCAACGGCAGCGCAGCACAGCACAUCUGUGGCAGCACAGGAGAACGGGAGCGGCGGCGACGCCAACAACAGCAGCGCGGAGGGCAGCGCGCCAGACCCCAUAUUUUACAGCGCCUUCCCCCUUGACCGCGCCGCCCACCUGCGCUCCGACGCGGCGGCGCUGUCCCGCCUGCUCGCAGACCCCGCCGCGCGCCUGCUCCCCGUCAGCGGCGCGCGCGUGCUCGUGCGCGACGGCCGCGGCCCGCCGCAGGCCGCGGCAGCGGCGGCCGCGGGCGAGGGCGGGCUGUCGCUGGCGUGGGUGGCGCCCGCGGCGGAGGCGGUGCCUUCGUUGGAUCCAGACGUGCCGCCCCUUUUCUUAGGGCUGGACGCGUCGGGCGCGCCGCACUUUGGCGGCCAGGUGUCCCGCGCCGCCGGGGACGCGCUGGCGGGCGCGGUGACGGGCAGCAGGUGGGCUGUCGCGCGCACCGCGGGCCCCGCGCUGAGCCCCGGCGACGCGGCGAUCGCGGCCACCGCCUGCGGCCUCGCGCAGUGGCACGCCGCCAACCUGCACAGCAGCGCCACUGGCGAGAGGACCGCCGGCACGGAGGGCGGCUUCGCGCGCGGUGUGCCAUCGACUGGCAGGAGCGUGUACCCUCGGAUCGACCCCGCCAUCAUCACGCUGGUGACUGCCGGGGACUGGGCGCUGCUGGGCCGCAAGGCCGAGUGGCCCGCCGGAAGGUACUCGACGCUGGCCGGGUUCCUGGAAGUUGGGGAGACGCUGGAGCAGGCCCUGGCCCGCGAGGUCGCGGAGGAGUCCGCGGUCGCGGUCGCCCCGGGCAGCAUCAGGGCCCAGGCGGCGGCCGCCUGGGGCGCUGUAUCUGCCGCGGGGCCGCGGGGGCUGGACCUCCUAGAGGGCCCCGCGCGCGCAGCGGCGAUGGGCGUCGGGAUCAGGCGCGAGGAGAUCGACGCGGCGCUCCUGCCGGCCUCGCGCCUGCCGCGGCCCGUGCCGCAGCCGGGAGAAAUGGAGGACGUCCGGUGGUUCCAUCGGGACUGGAUGCGCGCCGCAGCGGCGGCCGCGUCCGCGUCCGCGGCGGCGGCCGCCGGCGCAACUAAUGGAGGCGACAACGGCACCACUAGCAGCAGCGGCAACGGCGGCGGCGGUAUCGGCGGCCCCGGCGCUGACAACUCUUUAGGGACUGCGCUUGGGUUCAGCGCGGGGCCAGGGGCGCAGUCCGGCGGUUUCGGGGGUUUCGAGAUCCCCGGAAGCUACUCGCUCGCCCACAAGCUGAUCACGGAGUGGCUGAGGGAGGGGCAGGCAAAUUCGUCAUCGGCGGCGGCGGCGGCGGCACCGUGGGCAGGGGACCUGCUACCGCAGGUCAGCAUUGGCACCGGCGUCUUCAAAUACGUGCUCAUGCGCGUGCACGACGGCGGCGACGACGGUGCCGCGGUCGGGCCGCGCAGCAAGCUCCUGGUCUGGGGCCACCCCGCCGCGGACUACCAUAACCACAUCUACCAGCGCGCCCGCGCGGCGGCGUCGCGGCUGGGGCUGCAGUGCGACGUGCUGGGUGGCGGCCGGAUGGAGCACAGCCCGGAAGCGGGAUCCGUCAGCGUGUACGGCUACAGCGCCGCUUUCGGGCCGGCGCCGCACGAGGUGGCGGCGGCGCUGCUGCGGCGGUGGUUCCCGUUCUAUGGGCACGACGGCGUCACUGUGUCUUACGAUGGUUACUGA
Molecule: messenger RNA, 2016 nt
Organism: Monoraphidium neglectum
Lineage: Eukaryota; Viridiplantae; Chlorophyta; Chlorophyceae; Sphaeropleales; Selenastraceae
Product: putative phosphohistidine phosphatase
Exons: 8
Coding region: 1-2016 (671 amino acids)
Biological process (GO): NADP+ catabolic process; NAD+ catabolic process
Cellular component (GO): cytosol
Molecular function (GO): NADH pyrophosphatase activity
Source: RefSeq, a predicted model, not a curated record